GCUUGUGGCUUAUCGCCUUAUCCCAUCUUUUAGAUAAGAAACUGUGAAAUCCAAGGUAUUUCUUUGGUUUGCUUUGCUGGAAAACUGCAAUUCUCGCUCUAGCUCUUUGGGUCUUGGAGUGAUCAAGAAAGGCACAAACAAUGUCCCUCUCGAUUGCCACACCGCCUAGAGAGCUUUCUUCGUUUAGGGUUUUAACUGCUUCACAUCAACAAUGCCUUCUCUCCAGGAUUUCUCGGCUUUCGAUCGACAACGUUCCUCUUCCCGCGACUAUUACGCUUAUUCGAAUGGGUGGCGGUCCCCGGACGUUCCCUGGAGGAGUAUCGAAAUGGCAAUGGAAGCGAAUGCAAGCCAAGAAAGCAAAGCAACUCCUUAAGGCUCGACUCUGCCGAGAGCGACAGAUAUAUGAAAUGCGAAAGCGGUCUGAACUGAGAGCUGCCGUCUCUGAACUCGAGCGGCCAUGGGAGGUUGUGGAGAGAGCUCCAACGUUGUUUUCCGUCAGAGCCGACGAACAAUUGAAGGUAUUGGCCGAUAGGUUCCAGAGGCCGGGCGGCUACGACUUAUGGACUGAGAGAGAUGGACCACAGCUAUUUCAGACCGCCGACGGUCUCCCUUCAGCAAGAUUUUUCCCCAAAGGUGUUGUGCAUAGCAUUAAACCAUACGGGAGUAUUGCAGAUUCUUCCGUGGAAGAGGCUAUGGGGUCAAAUUUUCAGGGUUCAGUUGCAGAAUCUGUAUCGGAAGGGUAUGUUUCAAGAGUAGGAAAUCGAUCUAGGAAAUCCAAAAAGCCACAUAAACCUGGAGAAAGACGUAGGUCUGAUUGGAAAAGGGAGGCAGGAAUUGGAGAUUCUCCAACUGGACGAGAAGAAUGGAUGACAAAUACAGAAGCAUCGGGUACUGUGAGUGAGAGGCAAAGGUCGGGGAAAUUUCUUGGAGACGGGACUGGAAAGGAUUCUCGUGUUGUCUUUGAGAAAAAGGGGCACAGACGAAGUCUUGGCUCAGGAAAUUCAUACCGGUCGAAAUCAGAGGAGGGCACAUUAGGUGCAGUUGGAAGAGAGGAAAUUCGGAUAAAGAAUGGAAGUUAUAGCAGUCCCAAUGGACGUCGCUAUAAUGCCACUAGAACCCGAAGUUUUGGCUCUGGAAAUUCUUAUCGGUCGAAAUCAGAAGAGGGCACGUUGGAUGCAUUUGGAAGAGAGGAGAUUCGAAUAAACAAUGGAAGUUAUAGCAGUCCCAAUGGUCGUCGAUCUAAUGCCACUAGAAGCCGAAGUUUUGGCUCAGGAAAUUCAUAUAGGUCGAAAUCAGAGGAGGGCACAUUGGGUGCAGUUGGAAGAGAGGAGAUUCGAAUGAACAAUGGAAGUUAUACCAGUGCCAAUGGCCGCUCUAACACCAGUAGAAAACGAAGUUUUGGCUCAGGAAAUUCAUAUCGGUCGAAAUCAGAGGAAGGCACAUUCGGUGCAGUUGGAAGAGAGGAGAUUCGAAUGAACAAUGGAAGUUAUAGCAAUGCCAAUCGUCGCUCUAACACCAAUAGAACUUUAUCAAGAUCUAGAGCGACCCAUACUGGAGAUGUAUAUAAUAUGAGCUUGCAAGAUGAUGGAAGUUAUGAAUUGUAAAAUGCCAAGAGUCUGGGAGUAGUGUGAUUCAUCAGGUACAUUAGAAGUGCAUAUCCAAGUGCUUGGUUUGGUUGGAUUUACGUUAUGGAGAGAAAGAGUUCUUUUAGUGGGCAGUGGCUAGGCUGGUAACAGCUGGAUGAUUCAUAACAACUGAGGUGCCGGAUCAGAAUAAAACACCUCUUAGGAUAUCAAGCUAAUGUAGUGCCAUGCAACCAGACACAAUCUUCCAUGGGCCCAAGGAUCUUUAGAUAAAGUUUGCUCAAAUAUGAUUAUCAUUAAGAUUUUUUGUUGGAUGGCCCUUAGGUUUCAAUGGUUGUUAAUAGGAUUCGGAUUCCUAUCGGAGACGGCGACAAGACUCAUAUAUGCAUUUCACAUAGAUGUAUGUUCUUCCCCUUUGAUUGGAUGGUGGUCAUAAAUUUCCCAUCUUUUGUUGUCAAUUAAAUUGGUUGAAAAUACUUGAGACUUGAUAAUGUAUGAUUACUGUCCAAGGUUUCACAAUAGGUUGAUGGCUGCUUUCAGUGGAUUAAGAUUAGUGUAUCAAGACUACAUGGGCUAGGAAGGUGUAGUGGUUUCUUGAUUA
Molecule: messenger RNA, 2184 nt
Organism: Macadamia integrifolia
Lineage: Eukaryota; Viridiplantae; Streptophyta; Magnoliopsida; Proteales; Proteaceae
Exons: 2
Coding region: 141-1604 (487 amino acids)
Source: RefSeq, a predicted model, not a curated record